AUUUCGGUUAGUAAUACCGGCAAGAAACGAAGACGAGGCAAAGGAUCCGGACGUAUUGCUCCCAAGGAUUUGAACAAAGGACAGGUGAUUGGUUUCGGUAAGGCCAACAUUGUAUGGCCAGGACUGUCAGCAGCGAUUAUUCGAGAUCGAGAGCUUGUCCAACAGCAGCAGCUUCCGGAAGAUAAGGAGCGGGAAGCCAAGCUCAAGAAGAUUCGCGAUGAGAUGGUGAACUUCAAACGGAUAAAGCUCAGUCCCCUUGAGCGAGGUUGGUCUGGAUAUAAAAUGCCUAGCCGUAGUAUAAGACCGCCGUAUGCAGUUGGAGAGGACCAAUUUGAAGGAUUCGACACCCAUUGUUUGGAACUGAAGACCGUUGUCAAUAUGAAGGGCAAUCUUAGUCGUAAGAUACGCGUUUCAGCAAUGACAGUGACAGGAAACGACGACGGUUUGGCAGGAUUCGGAUUCAUCAAGACCAGUGCAGCGUUGCGACAGGCAAAAAAUCGCGCCGGUCAGAAAUUAAUGUUUUUCGAGCUGUGCAAUGGUCAUACUGUUUUCCACGACUUCUAUAGUGCUUUUGGUACGACAGAUAUUUUCGUCGAGCGUAAACCGGACGGCUACGGCUUGAAAUGUCAUCGAGCCAUCAAGGCCGUUUGCGAACCUAACUGA
Ochlerotatus camptorhynchus is the source of this 663-nucleotide messenger RNA. Its product is annotated as small ribosomal subunit protein uS5m-like. NCBI's taxonomy places the organism in Eukaryota, Metazoa, Arthropoda, Insecta, Diptera, Culicidae. The annotation marks the transcript as partial. Gene Ontology annotation, molecular function: structural constituent of ribosome; RNA binding. The record is from RefSeq and is a predicted model, not a curated record. Gene Ontology annotation, biological process: translation. Gene Ontology annotation, cellular component: ribosome. The transcript is spliced from 2 exons.